This is a messenger RNA of Olea europaea var. sylvestris, 424 nucleotides long. Its product is annotated as carboxyl-terminal-processing peptidase 3, chloroplastic-like. The record is from RefSeq and is a predicted model, not a curated record. Gene Ontology annotation, molecular function: protein binding; endopeptidase activity. The transcript has 3 exons. The coding region runs from base 66 to 353 and encodes 95 amino acids. Lineage: Eukaryota; Viridiplantae; Streptophyta; Magnoliopsida; Lamiales; Oleaceae.
UAUCCCCAGAGAACUAUGAUUUUAUUAAUAAAUUCACAGAUUGGGACUUGAAACUGCAACAAACAAUGGUGGAAAUGUUUCCCCUUAGAUCAGAGGAUGCUGCUUAUAGCAAGGUCAAGGGAAUGCUUUCAACUCUUGGAGACCCUUUUACACGAAUUAUAAGUCCCAAGGAAUAUCAAAGUUUUAGAAUAGGAAGUGAUGGAAAUUUGCAAGGAGUUGGUCUCUUCAUCAAUGUUGAGCCAAGGACUGGACACCUGGUUGUCUUGUCAUGCAUACAGAAUAGCCCUGCCGCACGUGCUGGUAUACAUGAAGGAGACGAAUUAAUUGAAAUAAAUGGUACCAACAUUAACUGAACUUGAUUGUCAAAUACUUGGAGAAAAAAAUAUCAAUUACCAGUAUUCAAAAUACUAAGAAGCCAAUAUUU